Diachasma alloeum is the source of this 580-nucleotide messenger RNA. RefSeq names its product signal recognition particle 14 kDa protein (gene Srp14). Gene Ontology annotation, cellular component: signal recognition particle, endoplasmic reticulum targeting. The transcript has 5 exons. Bases 72 to 398 code for a protein of 108 amino acids. Lineage: Eukaryota; Metazoa; Arthropoda; Insecta; Hymenoptera; Braconidae. Gene Ontology annotation, biological process: SRP-dependent cotranslational protein targeting to membrane. The record is from RefSeq and is a predicted model, not a curated record. Gene Ontology annotation, molecular function: 7S RNA binding; endoplasmic reticulum signal sequence receptor activity.
AAGCUAAGAAAUAAUCCAUUGUUAUUUUCAGUCAUCAACUCCACGCCCGACGACACAUAUGCUGUGACAGAAUGGUUUUACUCGAGAAUGAUGCGUUUUUGAGUGAACUCACGAGACUGUUUGACAAGUCACGGCUGUCGGGUUCCGUCGUGUUAACAAUUAAAAGAUAUAAUGGACACAAUAGACCUGUGCCCAGGGAAGGCAAGCCACCUCUACCGAAGCCCAGCGAGUACCUCUGUCUAGUCAGGGCGACGUUACGUUCCAAAAAAAUAUCUACUGUUAUUCAUUCCAAGGAUGUCAACAAAUUCCAGCAGGCAUAUUGGAAUCUCCUCAAAUCCAACAUAAAUGGACUGAAGAAAUUGAAAAAAGUCAAGUCAGCAAAACCGAAAGCCACUUGAGUUUAUAUUUAUUUUCUAACGUUAAUUAAAGAACUAUAUCAAUCUACAAAUUUUUUAUAAUUCACCACAAAUCAUCGAGGGAUGAGUCACGUACGUUUUUCAUGUACAUAGGGACGAGCAAGAUUUAUUUAAAAAUCUCCCUCGAUAUAAAUAAAUCAAAUGAAUGAGAGUAUUUUAUUCAA